Molecule: messenger RNA, 2070 nt
Organism: Plasmopara halstedii
Lineage: Eukaryota; Oomycota; Peronosporomycetes; Peronosporales; Peronosporaceae
Product: exo--beta-glucanase
Exons: 1
Coding region: 1-2070 (689 amino acids)
Biological process (GO): glucan catabolic process
Cellular component (GO): cell surface; extracellular region
Molecular function (GO): beta-glucosidase activity
Source: RefSeq, a predicted model, not a curated record
AUGAAAGUCUUGCAAGUCUCAACAACCAUUUCGAUGCUAUCGAUAGCAACCGCUACAUCCAUUGACCCCACACUUUCCUCCACUUUCGACAAAAGCAAUCUUACAUUGCCAAUUGUUAAAGAUGCCAAGUGGUAUUGGCAGAACGAUCACAUAUUCAAUUCGGAGAAUGUCAAGUUUUUCGAAAACUUUCAUCCGAAUGACGAAAAUCAAACCUGCUCUGGUGAUCGACAUGCUACACCAUUCAAUAAGCAGGUACGCGGUGCCAACCUUGGAGGGUGGCUCGUACUCGAGCCUUGGAUUACUCCAACACUUUUCUAUCAAUUUCUGAGCACACAAGAGCGUUUUGGCGAUAAAGCACCUGAAAAAACGGGCAUGGACAUGUACACAUUUUGUACAGCCUUAAGUAAAGAGGAAGCAAAUCGUCAACUUCGUCUCCAUUAUGCUUCGUGGGUAACUGAAGCUGAUUUGAAAGAAAUGGCUCAAGCUGGUGUCAACUCGCUUCGUGUGCCAGUGGGUGAUUGGAUGUUCAUUCCAUAUGAACCAUAUAUUGGAUGCACGGACGGUGCUAUUGAAGAGCUUGAUCGUGUCGCUGACCUUGCUGUGAAGUAUAACAUCGACUUAUUGCUCGAUAUUCAUGGUUUAAUUGGAUCUCAAAAUGGCUUUGACAACAGUGGAAUGUCUUCAUCUGUCAAAUGGACUUCGCGAGCAAGUACUCGACCAGUUGGAACUACGACAUUUGAACAUUGGCCUGUUCGAUCAGCGGGAUGGGCAGGAGAGUUUAAUGCGACCACAAACACAUACGAUUCUAUCAACUACAAUCAUCUGAAUCACUCGCUCACUACAGUCGCGUUAAUUGUUGAUCGAUAUGCUGACCAUCCUGCAAUUAUUGGACUUGAGCCUGUUAAUGAACCAUGGGAACUCACACCUAUUGAUCUUUUAAAAGACUAUUACUGGAAAUCCUACAAACGCGUCAAGGCCCGUGCACCACAUUGGAAGUUUGUGCUUCACGACUCGUUCCGUUUUGGGGUUCAGUAUUGGUCGCAAUUCAUGCGUGGGUGUCCUGACAUUGCUUUGGACACACACAUUUAUCAAGCAUGGCAUUCACCUGGUACAAGUGAAGACUAUUUCUCAAAUGCUUGUCAACAAAAGUACACACUUGCCGAAAUGGAGAAUGCUCUCAUGCCAGUGAUUGUUGGUGAGUGGUCGCUAGGAACUGACAAUUGUGCCAUGUGGCUCAAUGGCUUUAACGACAACUUACCUGGAUUUCCAAACAUUCAGUGUCGCUCUACCAAGUGUCCUGUGUACAGUACGUACCUCGGAUUGGAAUUCCCAGGCACUCCACUUGAUACCACUCGUCCAAUUCAAGGUCCAUAUGGUACGGGACAAUCCGGUCCGGCUUUCGGAGACUGUCCAGUUACAAGUAACGUCUCAUUCGGUCAAAACAAUGACAACGAUGAUUUUCAAUUCACACGGAACUUGAACAUGAAGAAACUCAAUGCAUUUGCAGUCGGACACGGCUGGUACUUUUGGAAUUUUAAGACCGAACUUGGAUCGCGUUGGAACUUUUUAGAAUUAGUUCGACAGGGAGUAUUUCCAAAAAAUGUGUCGAAUUACCAUGCAGACGAUGGUGUAUUUUCAGCAUGUUUAGAAGAAGACGAAGGUGCUUUCAUCUGUGCAGCUAAGCGCGGUGUUCGUCAUUUUGAACUCGUGAGUGGAUUGGAAUUUGCUUGUGGAGGCAACGACGGCAAAGUGGACUGCAAAGAUCUUGAUACGCGCUUUAACACACUUGAAGAACGAUGUGAUUGGGUCUUUAACGAAUAUUGGCACGCUCAUCGUGAAGAUGGUGCAACAUGCGACUUUGGUGGUGCAGCUCAUCUACUAGCUAUUCCAAGUCCAUUGAACGUUGCAAGUGAGAGAUUAUUGAUUACCUUUACAGGUGAAGAAGUCCUUAUUUGGACAUUUUUGACGGUUCUGGUGGCUAUUGGUGGACUGGUUCUUGUCUUGGUCAUUAAACGACACAGAAGGCGGCAAGAAUACUCGCCUUUGAUCACACACAUUGCGACAGUUUAA